This is a messenger RNA of Strongylus vulgaris, 1155 nucleotides long. Lineage: Eukaryota; Metazoa; Nematoda; Chromadorea; Rhabditida; Strongylidae. The record is from the annotation of a GenBank genome assembly.
AUGGACUUGGAAGUUAACCUUGAGUCAUCUACAAACUUUUCUGAUAGAUCUUCAAGCGUCGCUAGGAAGUUAUCUAAUACUGCAGAAAGGGCAUCUCGAGCUGCAAAGGUUUUGCCUGAUUCACCUGCUGACUCACAGGACUUACCUCUGCCCUUUACCGGGAGGAAACAGGGUGUUACCCGACGUGCUUCACUAAACUCAAAUGCAUCCUCGUCGAAGCAGAUUGCAGAGCUUUCUGGAGAGGAUGUUGACAAGACUUCUGCAUCCCAGAAACAACGCCGUAAAUCUCGUCCAGUCUCUACGGAAGGUCAAGAAGUUGACGAUUCUUCUGUCUUUACUAAACCGACCACAUCUACUCGUACGCGGCACCUGAUAGCAAGGAGGUACUCCCCAUCACCAGACACUCGUCCCGGUGCGAAAUUAAAGAAUUUAAUGGCUAAAAUUCAAGACAAAGAGAAACAGGGGAAACAGAAAUUGGCAACGAUCUACGAAAAGUCGACGAAGGCCAAUUUCUAUAUACAAAAACUCCAUGAGUUCUCUUUCACAAAGUUGCCGAAGGAUUACGAUUCUGUCUCCAUCAUCCUUCUUGGGAACCUGCGUUUUGAACCCAUUGAUUUUGAACUGCCUCAUGAUAUCGCGAAAAGGCUUAAAGAGGCGGCUGUAUUGGCACGAGAAUCACCAGUAGUGAACCCUUCUCCAGCACCAGCCACAAUUUCUGCAAAAGUUAGGACCAAGCCUUCUCGUUCGACCGCUAGAACACGUCAAGAACUUGUCGUCAAAGAAGAAGUUUUGAGUGUACAGUCAUCAGACGAAGAAGAUGCUAAUGAAGGAUCAGCACCCGUUAUAAGAAUGGCUGAUAUAGGAGCGGCACCGUUCACGCCUACACCCGUCGCGUCCCCUACCAAUGUAACAACAAAGCCCAGAAGAAGGCCCAAGCCAUCAGCUCCGGUAAUCAAACUUCCUAGAAGAAGAACGAUUGAUGUUGCCAAUAGGAUGGAUUUGUCCGAAAGAUCCUCCAUGGCAUCUGCAAGCUCAGCUGAGGAUGUUGUUGGUAUGCCGGUAGUUGAAAAGGUAGUAUCUGAUUUUAUGGUUGUACCCUUCAUUGCUUAUUUGCAAUUGCAUAUUUCCCAUUGUUCAAAAAGACUAUGCAAAUAA